This is a messenger RNA of Entelurus aequoreus (snake pipefish), 1979 nucleotides long. RefSeq lists its product as uncharacterized. NCBI's taxonomy places the organism in Eukaryota, Metazoa, Chordata, Actinopteri, Syngnathiformes, Syngnathidae. The record is from RefSeq and is a predicted model, not a curated record. The transcript is spliced from 3 exons. The coding region runs from base 858 to 1661 and encodes 267 amino acids.
AACCCCUUCCCUGCAGCUUAAUUAGUCAGGAAGGGAAGCAGCGUCUGAUCAUCGUGGGUUCACCCACACACACACGCGCGCGCGCACACACCGGGAACAAGGAGCCGACUCCUCACUCACACCAUCCCUCCCUUCUUCCCCCGUCAACAUGUCCACUUUGGAGCUCCUUUGUGGAUUUUGAUUCUCCUGCUGCAACCUUCUCCGGAUUAUUCAUAAUUUAAAAAAAAAGAAAAAAAAAGAAAACGAACACAAAUCGAGUGAGAGCGAUGCGACAUUGGAUCCGAUAGCGUGAUAGCGUAACGCGAACCCGGCUUUUGUUCCUCGGCAGCAAGGCGAGCAAACGUCGCAAAGCACCGCGGCGAGAAGACGACGUGGAUCAGACCCACCAGAGAACACGCAGAGUGUCUCUGCCUAAACGCGGGAGGGAAACAUGUCCUCGUCCAGAUUCAAGAAGGAUAAAGAGAUCAUUGCGGACUAUGAGACCCAAGUGAAAGAUUGUACAGUACUGUGGGAGGAGGUUGUGAUCAGCGCACUGCAGGAGCAAAAGGUCACCGCCUCAGUCAAUGGUGUUGAGGGCGGAGCACCAUCGACUAUGUGCGGGACGGCGAGACGCAGCUGGCAGUGAGCGGCCAGCGGAGGAGAGAGGUGGGAGAAACCGGAGAGACAGACAUCUGAAAAGAUUGUACUGGAAAUAAUAUACAUAUGAAUCACAUGGUGAUUAAAGGCUUGGUUAAACGGCACAACUGACUCCUGAAGUGAUAUUCGGGGAACGGGUAGGGAACGACCUCUACAUCUGGCGCCCAACGUAAAAAAGGAGAGAGAAAAAAAAAAAAAGACAAAAAAGAAGAAAGGCUGCGAUGUCGUCACCAAACCCCAUAGAGGCGCUUGUACAGCUCCUGGCGGAGGUGUUGACGGCAAACCACCGGCAGAAAGAGGCGAUGCAGCGCCAAAUUGCACAGCAGAGCCAGAUCCUACGAGCGCUCACGGAAAGGUCCGGAGCAGGGACAAUCCCAGCAGCGAGGACGACACUGACGACGGUGGGGAUGCACAGGAUGGCAGAGGCAGAAGAGGCUCAAAGUUUCAUGGACAUGUUUGAGGCGACAGCGAAGGCAUGCGCAUGGCCGGAGGAAGAGUGGGCGGUGCGGCUGCUGCCGUUACUAGCGGGAGAGGCGCAGCGAGCGGCGCUCAGCCUGCCACCGGCGUCCCGGGUGAGCUACCGGGACAUGAGGAGGGCGGUGUUGGACCGGACAGGAGGGUCCAAAGAGGACCACAGACGCCGGUUCCGGACCAUGAGACACGGACCGGAGGAGCGGCCUUUCGCCCUGGGCCAACAGCUAAGAGAUGCGGCGACAAGAUGGCUGCAACCCGGAGGAAUAGAGGAGGUAAUUGAGCAGAUCAUCCUGGAACAAUUCCUGGAGGCAAUCCCGGCGCGGACGUCAGCGUGCGUGGGUCCGCUACCAUCGGCCACAAGGCGUAGCAGCGGCGGUAGCCUUGGCGGAGGACCACCUGGCCGUACACCGGGAGAAGGGGAAGGAGGAGAAGGCUGCAGGAGGAGCGGAGCGGCCAGUCCCGGCGCCGCGCAGGAUGCGGGCGCUGCCAUCCGAAGGAGCCCAGCCGUGGUCACGGCCACGACACAACCCGAGUCUGCUUCCUCCUCCUAAGGGCCAGGCCGCUGCGGACACUUCGUUUCCCCCGCAAACGGCGCCUCGAAUGCCGGGGCAGGUGUGCUGGAGGUGUGGGCGGCUAGGACACCUGCAACGGGAGUGUCCAGCGAUGGAAGUGGGGCAGGUGAUCCGGGUUGGCGAGCCUCCAACACCCUGCCCCGGACCAGGAGAGACAUACUAUGUACCGGUAAGGAUACAAGGGAGUAUACACCGGGCGAUGGUGGAUUCGGGCUGCGAACAGUCCAUGAUUCACCAAAACCUGGUUCGACCUGGGACAUUAAGGAAGGUUACACGGGUGCGGGUUAAAUAUGAGCA